This is a messenger RNA of Phyllopteryx taeniolatus (common seadragon), 3053 nucleotides long. Its product is annotated as ras-related protein Rab-14-like. Gene Ontology annotation, cellular component: Golgi apparatus; phagocytic vesicle; recycling endosome. The record is from RefSeq and is a predicted model, not a curated record. Gene Ontology annotation, biological process: phagosome maturation; endocytic recycling; Golgi to endosome transport. The transcript has 7 exons. NCBI's taxonomy places the organism in Eukaryota, Metazoa, Chordata, Actinopteri, Syngnathiformes, Syngnathidae. Bases 166 to 840 code for a protein of 224 amino acids. Gene Ontology annotation, molecular function: GTPase activity; GTP binding.
GACAGAUGCAGUCAUGGGGAAGUCUCGCGAUACUUUGCGUGUUUUGGAAGCAUUGCGGAAGAGAAGGCUAACAAACGAAGCAAGCUCAUCGUCUGAGCAGCGGCAGCCUUUACCUUGUCAACCUUUGAACUCUUUGAAGCAACACCCGCAAAAUAAGGAGCAAAGAUGACCGCAGCGCCUUACAACUACUCCUACAUCUUCAAGUACAUCAUCAUCGGUGAGACGUCACGACCACACCCUCCCCCGCAUCAACGUUAUUCUUUUUAUUUUUUUGGGGCGGGGGCGAGUGUUCCUCAAAUCAUGGCCGACUGCCCUCACACCAUUGGUGUGGAGUUUGGCACCAGGAUCAUGGAAGUCCAUGGCCAGAAGGUGAAGCUGCAGAUCUGGGACACGGCGGGCCAGGAGCGCUUCAGGGCCGUCACCCGGUCCUACUACAGGGGGGCCGCCGGGGCCCUGAUGGUCUACGACAUCACCAGGAGAAGCACCUACAAUCAUCUCAGCAGCUGGUUGACGGACGCCAGGAACCUGACCAACCCAAACACGGUGAUCAUCCUGAUCGGCAACAAAGGUGACCUGGAGGCGCAGAGAGAUGUCACGUACGAGGAAGCCAAACAGUUUGCUGACGAGAACGGUUUGCUGUUCCUGGAAGCCAGCGCCAAGACCGGCGAGAACGUGGAGGAGGCCUUCCUGGAGGCAGCCAAGCGGAUCUACCAGAACAUCCAGGACGGCAGCUUGGACCUGAAUGCCGCCGAGUCGGGAGUGCAGCACAAGCCGUCUGCGCCGCAAGGGGGGCGACUCAAUGCGGACAGCCAGCCCCCCAAAGACGGAUGCAGCUGCUAACCCACCAAAGGACCAAAGGACGGAUGCAAGGACGGACAGACAGAUUGCUUCUUUUUGAUUUGCCAGCUCUCCUGGUCGGGAGUCUCUCUGAACUCAGUUGAAUCCCUGAUGUCUCAUUCUGGACCCCCCUAGGGGGAAGUACAUUUAAACACAGGUCUGUUUCAUUCGCUUCAUCCCAAAAUUCCCCCAAAACAAAUAAAAGUUUUUCCCGCAUGUGAACGUGAAAUUGGACCCAUCACAUUCCAGGAGGCCCUCACUCGGAUUUCUUGGAACCUCCGAAACCACCAGAGGUCCUUUUCGUCCUCUACAUCCACACAUGGUUUAGUCCAAAUGGUCUGUUGUCUUUCAUUAGGGACAUUACUGGAACUGGAAGAGCUACCAAACAUCUUUAAGUCCUAAUUCCACCUAGGUCCUCAUUUCCAUACCUAAAGGUCACAAAGAUCUGGAAUGAUCACAGACACUGUAAAGGGUCCAGACAGAUCUCAACACACUUUUCAAAUCCAUAUCCACCUAGAUUAUCAUUCCCAAACCACAAAUGUGGACUGAGUGGGUCCUAAACCAGGUCUCCUUCAGGUCAGAACAAAACGGACAGUGCACCAGGAAUGAUUCUUCUGGACUGGAAGGAAAGUAAAGUUAAACUCUCAUUUCCAAACCACAAAUGUGGACUAAGUAGGUCCGAAAUCAGGUCUCCUUCAGUCCGGGCCAGAAAAAAACAGAAUAAUGGCAGACUGGGACAGAGGUACAGACUGUCCACCAGGAAUGUUUCUUCUGGACUGGAAAUAUCAGACACGUUUCAAGUCCAAGUCCACCCAGAGUCUCAUUUCGAGACCAGAUGUGGACUAAGGUCCUAAACCUUGUCUCCUAGCCAGAAUUCUCAUAAAUACCAAGACCAGAAUUUGAAUACUCAGUGUUCCUGUUUGACUAAACAGGAUCAAUUAGUGCUGUAACCCACUUUUGUUUCCAUGGCAACCUUCUCCUUAAAAGCAAACUGUGGUCCAAGGAAGGACUAAAGGUAUUUGAAGGAACAGACAGACUUUUAAACGUAAAUGAAAUGAUCACUUUUUUAACGUUUUGCUUAUUGUCGUUCAAUUGAAUGUUUCAUUUCCAAAAAUGUGCUAGCUCACUGUCACUUUCCUUCCUGAUGUAGCAUUCCGGGUGCGUUUCAUCUAGCUAACUUCCUUCAUGAGCCUCCACGUAGCCUAUGCUAAACUAGCGCAGGAUGCAUCGCUGGCCCUGGCCCUCGAGGGGACAGUGAUGCGCAGCCUGUAGUGUCCCGAUGAGUUAAUGCUAAAGUAUUUUUGGUUUGUUUGCGUUUGCACUUUUUGCUGCUUUCUGAUUGGUCGACAACAAAUCCGCCUUCAGCCGGCAUCUUUGCAUGUCAUCUCUCAACAUAUGUUCGCAAAUGUUAAACAUUUAAAAAAAUAAACUCUUCUUCUGGGAGACAAGCCAUUCUAAAUCAGUUUAAUCCAUUCUAAAUGUACUUCAAUCUACUUUUGUCCAGUUUAAUCCUGUCAAUCUACUUUUAAUCCACUUUGAAUCAAUUUAAAUCCAGUCUAUUCAAACUGUAAUGCAGUCACAUUUGUUUAAUCCAUUUUUUAUUCUUAAUCUACUUUAAAUCUGAGUCAGUUUACCCUUGUCUAAAUCCAGUUUAACCCAGUCUAAAUAAAUCUAAAUCUAUUUUUAAAUUGGUUUCAUCCAGUCUAAAUGUACCUGAAUUCACUUUUAAUCAGUUCGAUAUAGUCUAGAUCUACUUUAAUCUAGUCUGGAUAAAUAUAAUCCAUCCUAAUUCUAGUUAAAUGGAAAUCCAGUCUGCAUCAACUUUAACCCAGUCUAAAUUGGUUUAAUAGUCUGAAAUUGCUUUAAUCCACAUUUAUCAAAUCAAUUUAAUCCCAUCAAAAUCUAUAAUCCAGUAAUAGUUUUAACGUAUGCUAUCAAAAAUGCUAAAGAUUUUUCUUCUUCAAUGGGUCAUCAUGUAGGAGAGGGCCGUCUUCAUGUCCUACGCAGAGCUGUGGAUAAAGCUCUGGUUGUACAUGAAUAUGACGAUAAGACUUUUUAUUUAUACUUUAUUGUAUAUGUGUAUGCAAUUCCUUCCAUGUGCCACCAGUGCAGGGAUUCACGUCUGUAUAUAAAGUAAAUACUGUCCAUGUUUGGUCACCUUAUUAUGGGAUGUUGUCACAUUUCAUGAUUUAAUGGACAAUAAAAAUUAAAUUUCA